GUUUAAUAAUUUGUUACACUGUUGACAAUGGAUGAUGAGAAUGCAUUAUUGCUAUUCCAUUCUUUCACAAGGGGCAUUCCUGAAGUCUGUACUUUGGACAGACAAGUACGGUUUCAAAGUUUUCACUAGAGCCUACAGGAGUUUGUUGCUUGAAUCCCUACUGCGGACCAGAGUCUGAAACACCAUCAUGUCACAGCCACAAUACCUUCCUCCCUUGAGGCGCGUAGCAAUAUGCGGGGGCACUCAUGGGAAUGAAAUGUCAGGUGUUUAUCUAGUCAAGCACUGGCUACAGGAUCCAUCUGAGUUGCAACGCAGUACCUUUCAGGUCACACCUUUUGUGGGCAACCCCCGUGCAGUCGAGCAGUGUGUGCGCUACACUGGGAGAGAUCUUAAUCGUACGUUUGCUGCAGCUUUUCUAAAUACCAAGGCUUCAGAUUCAGACUUUCAGGAGAUUCAGCGUGCUCAGGAGAUCAACCAGAUCUUUGGACCCAAAGGCUCAUCUCAAGCCUAUGAUUUUAUGUUAGACCUACACAACACCACAGCCAACAUGGGUUGCUGCCUCUUACUGAAGAGUGAAUUUAGCCUGUUGUCCAUACACAUGUGUAACUACAUUCAGAAACACUGUACAGUGAGACACUGUCCCAUCUUAGUCUGUCAAGCAUCUGGAGAGGAGGCUAAUUUCAUGAUGUCAGUGGCUAAACAUGGGCUAGCAUUAGAGUUGGGCCCACAACCCCAGGGAGUGGCACGAGCUGACCUGCUUGCUAAGAUGAGAACGAUCGUGGCCUGCGCUUUGGACUUCAUUGAGCUUUUUAACAAAGGCACCUUGUUCCCAGCCUUUGAAAUUGAGGCAUACAUACCGGUGGAACGGAAGGACUUCCCCCGUUAUCCCAAUGGGGAGAUUUCUGCUGUAAUACAUCCAAAUCUACAGGAUAAAGAUUUCCAGCUCCUGAAGCCGGGAGAUCCAGUUUUCCAGACUUUCGAUGGAGAGGAUAUUCUGCAUGAUGGUGACGAUACUUUCUUCCCAGUCUUCAUCAAUGAAGCAGCCUACUAUGAGAAGAAAAUAGCCUUUUGGAAGACAAAAAAGGAAACAUUUGCCCAACCGGCACUGCAGAAGGCAUUUUAAGUGUGAUGAUCAAUAAUCAAAGGCAAUGGAGGUUUCUGUGUUGUGCAUAUUCUAAGAAUCCAUGAUACUGGAGAAAAUGUAUGAGGUCACUAAGAAUCCGCACCAAAGUGAUGAUAAAUAAUGAAAGAAGUUAUGCAUGGCUUAAUCCAUGUAACAAACAAAUUGUCAGCCAUAUUUUAUUUAGAAGCUUCUAGGUUGCCACAUUUUAGUGCCUGGGAAUUUGGGAGGGGGGGGAUUUCAUAGAGGAGGAAGAUUAGACUCAACAACAUUCUUCUCAUAAAGUCAAGGACAAGUUACCCUGCACCUGGAGUACUCCAGUUAGAAUGGUGGUUGAUUGGACCAUGUAAUGGACUGGUGGGUGCAGGGGAUGGAUCUUUGAAUUUCUUUUGGGGAGGGAAAACCCAGAACUCUCAGCUUCGGGUUUUCCCAGAUGCGCCAAUAUGACUUCAUUAAUAAAUUCUUAUUUGGAUGAACUUGGUUUCUGAGUGCUAAAUGAAAUGGGGAGUUUCAUUGGAACGCUGACACAAAUGAGGAUAAUCAGUUUGUUGCCUGAUGCAAUUAUCUCCCAUGCUGGGGCAAUAUAGCAUGCCCUUCUCCAAAACAAAGAUGUGCCCUUGUGAUGGAAUGUAUUGAGAAUUCCCAAGAGGGAGGAGUGCAUUUUGGAGGAAUAAGAGACAACUCAGUCCGGAUAUUUUGUGUGAGAGAAAGAGGGAAAUGACAGCUCCUCCCUAAUAGCCCUCAGAAUAUAUGGCAGAUGCAAAUAGUAGCAUGCUUAGUAUGGCAAUAUUCUGUCUAUAGGUGUGGAACCAAUAAAGAACUAAACU
Molecule: messenger RNA, 1947 nt
Organism: Pseudonaja textilis
Lineage: Eukaryota; Metazoa; Chordata; Lepidosauria; Squamata; Elapidae
Gene: ACY3
Product: aminoacylase 3
Cellular component (GO): cytosol
Molecular function (GO): hydrolase activity, acting on ester bonds; aminoacylase activity
Source: RefSeq, a predicted model, not a curated record